Molecule: messenger RNA, 2139 nt
Organism: Argentina anserina (silverweed cinquefoil)
Lineage: Eukaryota; Viridiplantae; Streptophyta; Magnoliopsida; Rosales; Rosaceae
Product: plant intracellular Ras-group-related LRR protein 6
Exons: 21
Coding region: 81-1832 (583 amino acids)
Molecular function (GO): protein binding
Source: RefSeq, a predicted model, not a curated record
UUGGAUCACCAGUUCUUAAUUUUCAUGAGAUGAAAAUCACCAAAGCAAGAAAACAAGGGAAAACUCAAAUGCAGAUCUAAAUGGAUCGAGUCAUCAAAGCCGCGAGAGCCUCCGGUUCUCUCAACCUCUCUAAUCGCUCUCUCAGGCUCGUCCCCGAUGAGGUCUACAAAAGCGUCAACGCCGUCGGCGAAGACGAGAAGUGGUGGGAGGCUGUGGAGCUACAUAAGCUGAUUCUAGCUCAUAAUGAGAUUGAGGUACUCAAAGAUGAGCUCAGGAAUUUGCCUAUGCUGACUGUGCUCAAUGUCAGCCACAAUAAGCUCUCCCAGCUCCCGCCCGCAAUCGGAGAGCUUGCAAUGCUGAAGUCGCUAGAUGUGUCGUUCAACUUGCUCGGGGAGCUGCCGGAGGAGAUUGGGUCGGCAACUGCUCUUGUCAAAUUUGAUUGUUCAAAUAAUCAGCUGAAGGAACUCCCGAGCUCACUUGGAAGAUGCUCAGAUCUAUCGGAUUUCAAGGUGUCAAACAAUGUUAUCAUCGGCUUGCCAGAAGAUCUAGCAAACUGCUCAAAAUUGAUGAAAUUGGACGUGGAGGGAAACAAGCUCACAAAUCUAUCUGAGAAGUUGAUUGGGUCGUGGACCAUGCUCACAGAACUCAAUGCAUCAAAAAAUCUGCUGAGUGGAAUACCAGACAAUAUUGGAAACCUUUCUCGUCUGAUUCGGCUUGAUCUUCACCAGAACAAAAUUUCAGCAAUCCCUGUUUCAAUAGCAGGCUGUUCUUCCCUUGCGGAGGUCCACAUGGGGAAUAAUGCACUCUCUACAUUACCAUCAGAGAUUGGGGCACUUUCUUCCCUUGGAACUCUAGAUCUGCAAUCAAACCAGUUGAAGGAGUAUCCAGUGGAUGCAUGUAAUUUGCGUCUUUCAUUAUUGAAUCUUUCAAACAAUUCAUUGUCUGGAUUGCCCCCUGAAUUAGGCAAGAUGACUACCCUGCGAAGACUUUUACUUACCGGAAACCCUAUACGAACUCUUCGAAGCACAUUGGUGUCAGGACCAACUCCUACUUUAUUAAAGUAUCUGCGGAGUAGGCUUUCUCAGAGUGAAGAUGCUGAAGCUAUAACUACAACAAAAGAAGAUGUGAUUGCCAUGGCAGCUCGAUUGUCUGUUGCUUCAAAGGAACUUUCUAUGGAAGGGCUGAGUUUGAGUUCUGUCCCAUCAGAAGUAUGGGAAUCAAGUGAGGUCAUAAGAGUCAAUCUAACUAGGAAUUCCAUUGAAGAGCUCCCAGUCGAACUUUCUUCAUGUAUCCACCUCCAGACACUAAUCUUGUCUAGAAACAAGAUCAAAGAGUGGCCAGGUGCAAUUUUAAGCUCGCUUCCUAAUCUUUUGUGUUUGAAGCUGGACAAUAAUCCACUAAGACAGAUACCAUCAGAUGGAUUUCAAGCAACUCCGAUGCUUCAGAUUCUGGAUCUAAGUGGUAAUGCAGCUUCAUUAAAAGAACACCCUGUAUUUUCUAGCUUACCCCAUCUGCAAGAGCUUUAUCUGAGACGAAUGCAGCUGCACGAAGUCCCAUCAGAUAUCUUGAGUUUGCAGCAACUGCGGAUCCUAGACCUCGGCCAAAAUUCCUUGCAAUCAGUUCCAGUGGCAUUCAAGAAUUUUACUUCACUCACUGAGCUAGGCCUAUCUGACAACAACAUUUCAAUGCUUCCUCCAGAAUUGGGUAUACUUGAACCCAGCUUACAGGUCUUAAGACUAGAUGGAAAUCCAUUGAGAAGCAUCCGGCGGACGGUGUUAGAUAGAGGAACCAAAGCUGUUCUGCAAUAUCUCAAGGACAAAAUUGUGGAAUGAUUUCUGCCUACCUCCCCCUCAUCCAGACGGGCCAUGAAUCUCGAUUUCACAAAGCGCUUAUUCGAUGCUUGUUUCUUUGUCUCAGUCUUAUACUCUUAUGUAUGACAGCUUGUACCUUUUGAGUUUCCGAUUUAUAACUUUUUCAUUUUUGUAAAAACUAUAUUGUAUGUUAUGCUCUUACUGUUGUAAUUGAAGCCUGAAUUUCACACAUGUAUACUCAUGAUAACAGACUCAGAAAUGAAACUGGUUUAUGUGCCAGAGUUUUCCCAUUACAAACUUUGUAAUGCCAUUUAGCCUGAAACCGGCU